AUGAUUGGAACUAUUGCUAUUGUUGUAAUUGCUUUAUUAGUAAUUUUUGUUUUUAAAAAACAACCAUCAAAUAUUCCACCAAUUGUUGAAACUAUUCCAUUCAUCGGAUGUUUUAUUCAAUUUGCAAAGAAUCCAUUAAAAUUAGUUAGAGAUAGUUAUGACAGAUUAGGUGAUAUUUUUACCCUUCAUUUGAUGGGAUUCAAAAUGACAUUCCUUGUUGGUCCAGAAGCUCAAGCUGUAUUUUUCCGUGGUACUGAUGAAGAAUUAUCACCAAAAGAAGCCUAUAGAUUUGUUAUUCCAGUCUUUGGUAAAGGUGUUGUCUACGAUAGUGAAACCGAAAUCAUGUAUGAACAAUUACGUUUCGUCAAGAACGGUUUAGUACUUUCACAAUUAAAAAAAGCUGUUGGUAUCAUUGCCGAAGAAACUGAAAAAUACUUUGAAAUGAAAUGGGGAGACAGUGGUGAAAUCGAUUUACUCUAUGAAAUGAAUAAACUCACUAUUCUCACUGCUAGUCGUUGUUUAAUGGGUAAAAGUAUCAACAAAUCUCUUGGUCAAUCAGGUGAACUCGCUGAUUUAUAUCACGAAUUGGAAGAAGGUCUCAAUCCAAUUUCAUUCUUUUUCCCAAAUCUUCCAUUACCAUCAUUCAAAAAGAGAGAUGCUGCCCGUGCUAAAGUCGCUGCUAUUUUCCACUCAAUCAUUCAAGAAAGAAGAAAAUCAACUGAUGACUCUGUAGAUGAUGUCCUUUACACUCUUAUGAACAGUAAAUACAAAGAUGGUACAAUCCUUGAAGAUGAACAAAUCGUUGGUUUAAUGAUUGGUUUACUUUUCGCUGGUCAACACACUUCAUCCAUCACUCUUACCUAUUCAAUUUUCUACAUGUUAAAUAACCUCGAAUACUAUGAUGAAGUCAUGAAAGACAUCAAAGAUAUCGUUCAAGAUGAAAAUCAAGGUGAAAUCAAUUUCGAUGCCCUCAAGAGAAUGAAUCGUCUCGAAACUGUUAUCCGUGAAGUUUUACGUUUACACCCACCAUUAAUUUUCUUAAUGAGAAAAGUUAUGGAACCAAUGGAAUACAAAGGUAAAACCAUCCAAAAGGUCACAUCCUUGCUGUUUCUCCACAAUUCAUUCAACCCAAGACGUUUCGAUGUUGAAGAUAAAACUCCAUUCUCUUUCAUCGCUUUUGGUGGUGGUAAACAUGGUUGUCCAGGUGAAAAUUUCGGUAUCCUCCAAAUUAAAACUAUUUGGACUAUUCUUUCACAAAAAUAUAAUUUAGAAUUAGGUCCAGUCCCACCAACCGAUUUCACUUCAUUAGUUGCUGGUCCAAAAGGUCCAUGUAUGGUUAAAUAUUCAAGAAAACAAAAAAAAUAAAUUAAGAAAAAACAAUAAAUUUUUUCUAUUUAUAAAUUUU
Molecule: messenger RNA, 1405 nt
Organism: Dictyostelium purpureum
Lineage: Eukaryota; Evosea; Eumycetozoa; Dictyosteliales; Dictyosteliaceae
Product: cytochrome P450 family protein
Exons: 3
Coding region: 1-1365 (454 amino acids)
Biological process (GO): sterol metabolic process
Molecular function (GO): monooxygenase activity; heme binding; iron ion binding
Source: RefSeq, a predicted model, not a curated record